Messenger RNA from Caenorhabditis elegans, 1073 nucleotides. RefSeq names its product Cytochrome OXidase assembly protein (gene cox-18). Gene Ontology annotation, cellular component: membrane. The transcript has 5 exons. The record is from RefSeq and is marked reviewed. Gene Ontology annotation, molecular function: membrane insertase activity. NCBI's taxonomy places the organism in Eukaryota, Metazoa, Nematoda, Chromadorea, Rhabditida, Rhabditidae. The coding region runs from base 10 to 963 and encodes 317 amino acids.
CGAAAAAAAAUGCUCAGCAGAAUAUGCGCUCCACGGCACAUUUCUAUCGCAUCGACGUCAUUUUUGAAUCCUCAAAAUCGGUGUGAAACGACAAUUUCCCGUCGAAAUAUGAGUGCUCUACCACCGGCCAUCGCCCCCGCAUUUCAAUAUGCUUCAGAUUGUUAUAUAGCACAAUCAAUUCAAUUUGGAAUGGAAUCUCUUCAUGGAUUAGGGCUCUCAUGGCCUGGAGCAUUCAUUUCAGCUGCCAUUUUGCUCAGAAUUGGCACAGCUCCAUUGCAUAUUUAUGCGGAAAAGUUGUUUGCAAAUAGGCUUCACGCACAGAAUUUUUUGACUCAAGGAAUUAUGAAGAAAGUGAGUGAACGAUAUCGUGUACAACUGGGACCCUCCACGGACGGCACAAAGCUUGAAGUCAAAUCAUCCGAUCCAAAAAUCGCAAAAGCCACCCAAGAUGCUCUUCAAGAAGUUCCAGCUAUGCUCGCCGAGCACGGACUCCAGGCGGCGCGGAUUCAAAAUUUGAAAAUGUGCACUGUACCCGUUUGGAUAUUCUCCUCAUUUGCUCUUCGAAAUGUCAUUAAUUCGGAUUUCCAUCCAUCUGUAGCUGGACAUCUUUGGAUUCCGGAUAUGUUGGCUCCGGAUCCGUAUUUUAUUCUGCCCGUUGCUGUUGGAGUUUUCGGAUUUUUAAAUUUAUAUUCUCAACGCAAAAUCUACCCGGGAGUGGUGAAAAUGACGUGGAAACAGAAAUCGUACGACGGAGUCCUGGCAUUUUUCACAAUGUUCGCCGUGACGAUUAUGGCUCAAUUGCCGGCGUGUAUUCCCCUAUAUUGGCUCAUCGUCUCAACAACAGGAAUGGCUCAGGCUCAAAUGCUCCGUCAUCCGAAAAUUAAAGGAAUUUUUGGAAUUAAGAAGCUUCCAACGGACUCUGCAACACCAAUUAGAGAUCUUUUUAAAAUGAGAAAUGUUUAGACGGUUUUUUUUUUUCGAAUUUUUUUGUUCAAAUUUUAGGGCUUUAGGAGGAGUUUCUCUUGUUGUUUUAUUUAAUUUUUUUUUCAUGAAAAUAAUAUAUUUUUGUCCUU